Cherax quadricarinatus is the source of this 1220-nucleotide messenger RNA. The record is from RefSeq and is a predicted model, not a curated record. Lineage: Eukaryota; Metazoa; Arthropoda; Malacostraca; Decapoda; Parastacidae.
UUUUGAGGUGAGGGAGGAGCAGUGUGAGAGUCAGUCUACUCACGGCCUUCCUAACGUAUUCAUCUCUUCAGUGUUUUACUUCUUAUAAUGAGUCUUUCGACGGUACUCGUGCUUGUCCUGAGCUUGUGCUCAACAUGGGCUCGAGAAUUCUUGCCUCAACCCACUUACCUACCUCCAAAUACCGGAGUCCCUGUCAGUGAUCACGGUGUCAACUUUCCUAGAGCCCAACUUGGUCAGUCAAGCACAACCAACCUUAAUUCCGCUAAUCGCUUCACUCCAAUAAGUACUUCCGAAAACAUCCUUCACGGAAUCGUAUCCAAUGCUGGAUUAAUUUCCCCUGCUAUUCAACUUGGUAUCGACCAUCUUUCUUCUAGACAACCUGAACGCACUCGCGACAGAUUCGGCCAACUUGUCCUUGGUGCUACAAGUAACUUUGCCACGGGCUUGACUGGCAAUGCUUCCCCUUCAGAUACAAUCUCUGUAAACAUUGGCGGUCCUCAAAUAGAGGCAUCAACCAGUGGAGUCGGGGACUCUUCUAAUGAUCUAAGGGGUUUCAGGCUUCCCCAAGCUCCUGCUGGCGGCAGAGGAUCAGUCUUCAUAAGUGAUGCUUUCAGUCGGGUCGUAGGUGGUCCAGGUGCUGGCGUCACCUUCGGCCAGAUUAAUGUUCCCAGAGCGUCUGUGGCUGGUCAAAUAAACAGGUUGAGCUUCUUGAUUACCCCAACAGUAACCCAGAUUGUGACGAUCGACCGCUUCGUAACCCUCACUGACCUGGCUUUCAACAGCGUGGCAGUCACCCUCACUGCGUUCAACGUGCAGACAGUCACUGCUGGCACUCGCGUGGUUGUAGCCACACCAGUGGAUGAACGCGUUGCCCUCCAGACUACUGUAGUCUUAAGACCGACCUCAGUGACAAUGACUGAGGUGAAGUCUGACUUCAGGGUGGUGACGGAAGUCUCGGUAGACCACGUGACGAUCACCCAUACAUCUUACGUCAUCAAUCAAUUUACCUACACCACUACUGCCACUCAAGUGUUAACCUACACUUCUACACUGGUAAGGACGAACUUGCGCACUGCAAGCACAACCUUCACUGAAUAUCGCACCGUAGCGGACACUGUUUACGUCGGCGGCAGUUAUGGCACUCGCUUCUAGUUGAGUUACUUCACUUUAAUUACCUACUUUCCUAGCCGAUACUGUCUUAAUAAAAUGCUUUAUUCUAA